This is a messenger RNA of Scatophagus argus, 4538 nucleotides long. It is a transcript of the gene tmem161b, whose product is annotated as transmembrane protein 161B. The record is from RefSeq and is a predicted model, not a curated record. Lineage: Eukaryota; Metazoa; Chordata; Actinopteri; Scatophagidae. The transcript has 12 exons. The coding region runs from base 237 to 1715 and encodes 492 amino acids.
UUCUUACCCAAAAUUUUAGCGUGACCUCUACUGCAGUUGAAAAUACUUGGAAGCCGAGACUGGAUCCAUUGAAUUUUGACAUCUCUGCAAUGAUACAAUGACAGUUUGAAUGAGAAACCCCUUCAUUUGUGCACAGCCAUCGCAAGAAGGGCUUAUGUGCUCCUCGCCGCUCGAUUUCCGACUCGGGGUGUUCACUGUUGUCGGGGAAGAGUCCGUUUCAGCUGCACUGCAUCAACAUGGGUGUGAUUGGUGUGCAGCUGGUGGUUACCAUGGUUAUGGCCAGUGUAAUUCAGAAAAUCAUACCUCAUUAUUCCUUUGCAAGGUGGCUACUCUGCAGUGGCAGUCUGCGGUGGUAUCAGCACCCUACGGAAGAUGAGUUGAGGAGCUUAGCUGGGAAACAAAAAGGACAGAAGAGGAAAGACAGGAAGUACAAUGGUCACAUAGACAAUAAGCCGCUUACAAUUCCCAAGGACAUAGACUUACAGCUGGAGACGAAAUGUAUCACAGAAGUCGACACGUUAGCAUUGCACUACUUCCCAGAGUUCCAGUGGCUGGUGGACUUCACAGUAGCGGCAACUGUGGUGUAUCUGAUAACAGAACUCUACUACAGUGUGGCUCAGGCCUCAGGAGAGAUGAACAUCAGCGUGGUCUGGUGCCUGCUAGUACUCGCUUUUGUCAUUAAGACCCUUUUUUCUCUAACGGCUCACUACUUCAAGCUGGAGGAAGGAGGGGAGCGCUCACUCUGCAUCACUUUUGCUUUUUUCUUUUUUGUCAAAGCCAUGGCCAUUCUCAUCGUCACUGAAAACUACCUGGAGUUUGGUCUGGAGACAGGGUUUGCAAACUUCUCUGACAGUGCCCUACACUUUCUACAGCAUCAGGGCUUAGAGUCCCAGGGUCCUAUAUCUAAACUCACCUUCAAGCUGAUCCUGGCCUUGCUUUGCUCCCUGAUUGGAGCAUUUCUGACCUUCCCUGGUCUGCGAUUGGCCCAAAUGCACCUUGAUGCACUCAAUCUGACCACAGGCAAAUUUACACAGACUCUUCUUCAUAUCAACUUCCUGUCCCCUCUUAUCAUGGUCCUGCUGUGGGUGAAGCCCAUUACUAAGGACUACAUAAUGAACCCCGCUCUGGACAAGGAGAGUGUGCCUUUGAUGACUGAGCAGACGUAUGAUACUUUGCGGUUGUGGACCAUCAUACUGAUGUGUAUACUCCGGCUCGCUAUGAUGAGGCAUCAUUUGCAGGCCUACCUCAACCUGGCCCAGAAGGGUGUGGACCAGAUGAAGAAGGAGGCAGGACGGAUAAGUACUGUUGACCUGCAAAAGAUGGUUGCGCGUGUUUUUUACUACUUGUGUGUAAUCGCACUACAGUAUGUGGCACCACUGGUGAUGCUGCUGCAUACAACAUUGCUGCUAAAAACCUUAGGUGGACACUCUUGGUGGGUCUAUCCUGAGGAAGACCUGCCUUGCACCCAUGAAAUGAACUCUGACUCUUUGAUGAGGGCAGCCCCUAUAGCAGCCCCAACCCCAGCUUCGGUGGUAGAAACAGGAGCCCGGGUGUCAGUAGCCCAGCUGUCAGUGGCUCUGGGAGGCCUGCGGACUGUCUUCAGCCCCCUGCUUUUCCGGGGCCUCUUCUCCUUCUUUGCUUGGUGGAUUGCUGCCUGCCUCUUCUCCACCUCCCUCUUCGGCCUCUUCUACCAUCAGUAUCUCAUGGCAGCAUAGCAUCACCAAAACCAGCAGCGGCAGCCAAACCCCCACAGGGAUACUGUGUGUUUGACCUAAUCAGACAGGACUGAGCGAGGGGGCAACAGAGGCCUAUUAAUGACUGUGCUCCACAACUCCUCCUUUCCCUCUUCCCUCCCUCUGACCACCUCACAAUGACUUACCAUAUCAUCAGAGCUCCUGGUUCAACUUCCAGUGCUUCCUCCACAGAUGACGAGUGAACUCGUCAUUGUUUUUACAACUAAAAACACUCCCUUUUUUUGGAGAACAAGAUUUAUAACACUUAAUAACAGACUAAAGUACAAAUUAGAAGAAUAUUAAUUGGUGUCAGUGGUGUAUUGGGAUAAUGAUGAGAAAUUGGUAAAUUUGAAUGAUGUGUUGAAAUAUGAUGUGGCAGUUUGACUCAGUUCCACCAGUUUUAGGGAAGCCUGUGAGGAGAGUUGAAUUAACAUUACUUAAUGUUCUUUUUAAUGCUUUUUUUUUUAACAAUUCCUCAAGUAAUGAGUUUGUUCCAUGAACAUCUUCAGAUUCAUGAUAUUUCUUACUUUGGAAGGUGCAGCCUCUUAAAGCUUCAUGCGUGUCUGACUGUUGUUUUUCCCUCGUCUUCAGUGGUUACUUAGGCUCCUUCAAGUUAAUGAUUAUAUUUCAACGUAUCCAUAAAAAAUGUUGUGGGUCACUCUGCAUGACCGGGUACAUGCUGUUAAGUUUUAUUGGUUGGUGCGCAUGUGCAGGGUCUUCAUACAGAGUCAUGCAACUAUCUGUAUUCAAUCUGUAUCACAAGUCAAGGUACUGCCAGUUUCCAUGUAGUAGGAUACUUUGUAAAGAUUUAGAUCACAGAUUACCUUUGAAUCUGGAGACGUUCAUGGAGGCUAAUGUGUGAUUUUGUAUUAGUCCAAGUGUUUUUUCCCUUCUGUUUUCCUAAAUUUUUGGAGAACUGUUAACUGGCAUGCAUGUGCCCAAUGUUUGUCCUUUGAUCAAAACUUUAAGGUAUUUGUGUUCACGCAAAAAUAGCUUGUAUUACUCAAAUGUCUAAAUUCCAUUGGAACGGACCACAAAUGUGUCUGAGAGUCUUACAGUUUUUUCGGCAAGGACCGAUGCAUCUCUUUUUGCAGGAGGAGGAGGAGGGAGGAAGGAGCCCAUGGAUUAUUCCCAGAACGUCUGGUUGGGUCUAGCUAACCAGGGUUAGAGUGGACAACUGAAGAAGAGCCUGCAGAGGAGGAAGAGGAGAUGUCAGACUCAUGGGGAGUCAUCACAUUGACUUGAAGCUGUAUUUAAAGGUAUCUGAUUGAACUUACCAUCAAGGACAACCUGAGAUUUUUAAAUGAACGGUGUUCCACCAGAUUUGUGAUGUUUCAUUUGCAUUGUGACCUCCCUGGUUUUAUCUGAGCCAUUUUAGAAGCUAAGAGAGAAUUUUAAGCUCUUUUUUGAGCAGCAGCGAUCAUUUAAAGGGAGGACAGCACUUAGGGCUAAGACAAGUUAUGUGCUUGUGUCCGUGUGUCUGUCUGCAUGUGUAGGAUCUUCACUGUAGGUCAGCUGUAAUCUGGAAGGGCAUUGUGAUCACAAGGAGGUGAUGUCAGCUACAGUUGAUAAGCUACUGCCUUCAUGUCGCUUUCUCUUUUUUAAAAAAAAAACAAAACAAAACAACUCAUCCAUUGAUUUUAAAAUCAUUUGGGGGAAAAAUCUGUUAUUCUUUUUUCUAAUGGAUAAAAUUGAGUAUUUCUAAAUAUAUAUAUAUAUACACACACACACACGUUUCCUUUUUUUUUUUUUUUUUUUUUUUUAAAAUGGUGCCAAGUGAUUCUGUUCCCCUGUCCCAAUGUCUGUAGAUUUGGUGUCUGCUAGCAUUUGAAACUACACCUGAACUACAACUCUGCGGCCUUCUGUUUUCUGUAUAUCCAUCUUCAUAAAGAGGGAAUCACAAGCCCUGGUUCACAACAGGACAUAACUAUUUACAGCAUCUUUGCAUGCUGUAAUUCUCCAGUGGGAAAUGUAUGCACAAAUAGUCAUUGUGCUUGUGAAGCACUGGCCCAAUGUGAUUGUCCGGUCUGUUCAGGAAUGUAGGGUAUGUGAUGUCAGAUUAAUUCCAGAAUAUGUGAUCUGAUGUUUCUCUGGCAUUUCAUUUUGUCAUUAGAUUUAUUAUUAUGAUCGUAGAGCUGUAAUUUAUGAAUCCCAGCUCUAUGAGUUUUGUACAGGAAACAUUUUACAAAGUCAAGCAGCACCAUAUGACAUUUUUAUGCUCCUGAUGUGGAAAGUCUUAGCUUUAGUUUUGUCUGUUUUUAAAUGCUGGGGAAUAUGCACAUAAUGAAUGUAUCAAUCCUGCCUAAUUUAUAGAUUGUUUCCAUUAAAAUGAUUUGUACGGUGAAUUGAUCUAAUCCUCCCCCACACACUUUCUCGGCUCAUUACCAGUCUACUACCAUCUGUUAAUCUACCUUUCGAACAAAAUCUAAUUUGUCCUAAUGACUGUUUUUAUUGAUUGGUUUAUCUUUGUUUUGUAUUUAUUACACAUAUUGGCCUGCAAACAUGUCUUUUGUUUUGUUAUUGGGGUGCAUGAUGGCUUAAGUCGGUUUUGAAAAAGUGUUUUACAAAUCAGUUGCAGAUAAGCCAUUUUUGUUUUGAUUUUUUUUUAAAUGGUCCCAUCUGGUCUGUUAAGAAGCUGAAGUUGAUGCUCAGAAUUCAGUGGCCUACGGAGGCAUUGUUUCUUCUGUUUGUUACCAUUACCAAGUGUUUAUUAUUUGGGUUCACCAAGUAAAUUUCACACAUUGUUGAUCGUUCAUGUAUUUAUUUCUGCUUUAGGUUUUGUCUCAAAUAAAUUAUGUUCUUUAC